Miniopterus natalensis is the source of this 1713-nucleotide messenger RNA. RefSeq names its product solute carrier family 47 member 2 (gene SLC47A2). NCBI's taxonomy places the organism in Eukaryota, Metazoa, Chordata, Mammalia, Chiroptera, Miniopteridae. Gene Ontology annotation, cellular component: membrane. The record is from RefSeq and is a predicted model, not a curated record. Gene Ontology annotation, biological process: xenobiotic detoxification by transmembrane export across the plasma membrane. Gene Ontology annotation, molecular function: xenobiotic transmembrane transporter activity; antiporter activity.
GGAAUGGACAACCACCUGGACACAGCUCCUCUGAAGCGAGGGGGCCGCUGCCCUGCUCUCCGCAAGCUGGUCCCCGUCGGCUUUAGGGCUGAGGCAUGGAAGCUCUUUGUCCUGUCUGGACCCCUGUUCCUGUUCCAGAUGCUGUCCUUCAUGAUCUAUGUCGUGAGCUCGGUGUUCUGUGGCCACCUGGGCAAAGUGGAGCUGGCAUCGGUGACCCUCUCAGUGGCCUUUGUCAAUGUCUGUGGAGUUUCCAUAGGAUUUGGCUUUUCCUCAGCAUGUGACACCUUGAUGUCCCAGAGCUUCGGCAGCCCCAACAAGAAGCACGUGGGGGUCAUCCUGCAGAGGGGCGCACUGCUCCUGCUGCUCUGCUGCUUCCCCUGCUGGGCGCUCUUCCUCAACACCCAGCACAUCCUGCUGCUCUUCAGGCAGGACCCGGACGUGUCCAGGCUAACCCACGAAUACGUGCUGAUUUUCAUGCCAGCACUUCCGGUGAUUUUUCUUUACAGCCUGCUGGCAAAAUAUUUGCAAAAUCAGGGGAUCAUCUGGCCCCAAGUCCUCAGCGGCGUUGUGGGCAACUGCAUCAACGCCUUGGCCAACUACAUCCUGGUUUCCAUGUUGAGCCUCGGGGUCAGGGGCUCUGCUUACGCCAACACCAUCUCCCAGUUCGUGCAGACCAUCUUCCUCCUUCUGCACAUCAUGGUGAGAAAGCUGCAUCUGGAGACGUGGGCAGGCUGGUCCAUCCAGUGCCUGCAGGACUGGGGCCCCUUCUUCUCCUUGGCCCUCCCCAGCAUGCUCAUGAUGUGCAUUGAGUGGUGGGCCUACGAGAUCUGGAGCUUCCUCAUGGGUCUGGUCAGCAUGCUGGACCUCUCCGCCCAGGCCAUCAUCUACGAGGUGUCUACAGUAACCUACAUGGUUCCCAUGGGACUCAGCAUCUCUGUCUGUGUCCGAGUAGGGACGUCCCUGGGAGCUGCAGACACCGUGCAAGCUAAGCGAUGGGCCAUCUCCGGCGUGCUCUGCACAGUUGGCACCUCGCUGGUCAUCGGCACCCUGCUGAGCCUCCUGAGAAAUAAACUGGGUUAUAUUUUUACCAAUGAUGAGGAAGUCGUGGCCCUGGUGAGCAAGGCCAUGCCCAUCUACGUCGCCUUCCAGCUGUUCGAGGCCGUCUGUUGUGUCUGUGGCGGAGUCCUGAGAGGAACCGGCAGGCAAGCCUUCGGAGCUGUGGUCAACGCAGUCACGUAUUACGUCGUUGGCCUCCCACUGGGCAUCGUCCUGGUCUUUGUGGUCAGAAUAGGAAUCAUGGGCCUCUGGCUGGGCAUGCUGGCCUGUGCCGUGCUGGCAGCCGUUGCCUUUGUUGCCUACACUGCCCGGAUGAACUGGAAGCAAGCUGCGGAGGAGGCUGAGAAGUGCGCAGGUCUGCGGCAGCAGAGCCCCGGGCCCCGGGCAUGUGCCGUCCCCAGCCCCAGGCCCGAGAAGGCCGUCACAGCUUCAGUGGCUAUGAGCAGCUCCCCUGGCAUCACCCUGACAACGUACUCAAGGCCUGAGUGCCAUCUGGACCUCUUCAGGACUCCAGAAGCGGACCACGCCCUUCCAGCUCCUCCCAGCACACUGUCAGGGAAACAGCUGGCCCUCCGUAGAGGGGCGGCUCUGGGGGCGGCAUCAGCCACACUGACAGUGGGACUUGUCAUCAGGAUCCUGACCUCCAGGGCAGCUUGA